This is a messenger RNA of Nicotiana attenuata, 2185 nucleotides long. Its product is annotated as acid beta-fructofuranosidase-like. The record is from RefSeq and is a predicted model, not a curated record. The transcript is spliced from 7 exons. Gene Ontology annotation, molecular function: beta-fructofuranosidase activity. Lineage: Eukaryota; Viridiplantae; Streptophyta; Magnoliopsida; Solanales; Solanaceae. The coding region runs from base 13 to 1971 and encodes 652 amino acids. Gene Ontology annotation, biological process: carbohydrate metabolic process.
UUGUCCAUCACCAUGCAAAAGAUGGCGGAAACUAACAAUAGAGUUCCUUACACCCAAUUACCGGCGGAGGACAAUAACACCUCCGGCAAUUCUCCGGCCAUAUGCCGGCUACGACCCAAAAGAGUGUCGUUUAUAGUAUUAACAGGGCUGGUGGCAGCUUUGUUAUUAUUUGUGGCAGUGAAAUAUGGCAAUAACGAGGCGGAGGAUGUAAAUCCAGGGCCAGUGCCACCACAAGAAACGGUGUGCAACAUGCUUGGUUCUAAUUCAAUGCCGUUGACCAGCAUGAGGACGGUGGCGCGUGGGGUGGCAGAAGGUGUCUCCGCCAAAUCACGCGGUCGUUUCUUGGGAUUACGGCCGUUUCCAUGGACCAAACAAAUGUUGGCUUGGCAAAGAACAUCCUUCCACUUUCAACCUAAGAAGAAUUGGAUGAAUGAUCCUAAUGGUCCAUUAUUCUACAAAGGAUGGUACCAUUUGUUCUAUCAAUACAAUCCAGAGGCUGCAGUAUGGGGAAAUAUUGUAUGGGGACAUGCAGUGUCAAGAGACUUAAUUCACUGGCAACACCUUCCGGUUGCUAUGGUUGCGGAUCAAUGGUACGACAUUAACGGUGUAUGGACCGGGUCCGCAACCAUUUUACCAGAUGGUAAACUCGUCAUGUUGUACACCGGAUCAACCAAUGAGUCAGUACAGGUUCAAAAUUUAGCGUACCCGGCUGACCCAUCGGAUCCUCUCCUAAGAAAAUGGGUCAAAUAUGAGGGCAACCCGGUUCUUGUACCACCACCCGGAAUUGCUGCUAAAGAUUUUCGUGACCCCACCACUGCAUGGACCACACCACAAGGCAAAUGGCGGAUUACUAUUGGUUCAAAGGUUAAUAAAACUGGAAUUUCAUUGGUCUAUGACACUAUUGAUUUUAAGAAGUUUGAAUUGUUGGAUGGGGUGCUCCAUGGUGUACCGGGUACGGGUAUGUGGGAAUGUGUGGAUUUUUACCCGGUUUCGAAAUUUUUUGAAAAUGGGCUUGACACAUCAGAUAAUGGGCCUGCAGUAAAACAUGUGUUAAAGUCCAGUCUUGAUGAUGAUCGAAAUGACUAUUAUGCACUUGGAACUUAUGAUGCUGUGGCUGGAAAAUGGAUUCCUGAUAAUCCCACCAUUGAUGUUGGUAUUGGAUUAAGAUAUGAUUAUGGAAAUUUUUAUGCAUCAAAAACAUUUUAUGACCAAGAGAAAAAGAGAAGAGUCCUUUGGGCUUGGAUUACUGAAAGUGAUAGUGAAGCUGCUGAUAUUUGCAAAGGUUGGGCAUCACUUCAGCCUAUUCCAAGGACUAUAAAAUAUGACAAGAAGACAGGAAGCAACAUAAUUACUUGGCCAGUGGCGGAGGUUGAGAAUUUGAGAUUAAACAGCAAGGAAUUCGAUAAGGUGGAGGUCAAACCAGGGUCCAUUGUUCCACUAGAAGUUGGCACUACCACUCAGUUGGACAUAAUGGCUGAGUUUGAAGUAGACCCUAAGGUCUUGGAAAGAUUAGAAGGAAGUAAUGCUACAUAUGAGUGCAGAAGCAGCGGUGGAUCUGCUGAACGUGGUGCCUUAGGACCAUUUGGUUUAUUGGUUUUAACAGAUAAGGGUUUGUCCGAGCAAACUCCAAUUUACUUCUACAUUACAAAAGACGUUGCUGGAAAUUUCACCACAUUCUUCUGCAAUGAUCUCACCAGGUCAUCUGAAGCAACAGAUGUUCGUAAACUAAUCUAUGGAAGCACAGUUCCAGUCCUCCAAGGAGAGAAGCUUUCUCUAAGAACACUGGUGGAUCAUUCAAUAGUAGAAAGCUUUGCACAAAAUGGAAGGACAGCAAUAACAUCAAGGGUAUAUCCAACCAAGGCAAUAUAUGAAGAUGCUAAGCUCUACUUAUUUAACAAUGCUACAGAUGUUACCAUUACUGCCUCACUCAAGAUUUGGCAAAUGAAUUCUGCAAAUAUACAAUCUAGUUAACUUCCAUCCCAUAUGUAGAUUGUAAAUUUUCAAAAUUGUUGAUUCUUCUUUUUUUGAUUUUCCACCACCAUUGUUUUGUGGCAUUCUUUUAUUUCUUUUCACUUCUUAUUGUAAUUUAAUUUCAUCUAUCCCAUUCUUCCUUUUCUUUUCGCCAUGUAUGUACUCUAGAGUUCCUAUUGGUGAAAUAGAAAAAGUUUCAUUUUGAAUCCAUAAA